ACCAUGACCAGAAAUCCUGUAGUAGGCAUCAUACAGGGCAAAUUGAAAGGUUCCAUAUAUAAUUUACUGGAUGGAUCAUCAUGUUACAGCUUCAAGGGCAUCCCUUAUGCACAACCUCCGACUGGAAAGCUUAGAUUUAAGGCACCAUUACCACCCAAGCCUUGGACCGGUGUUUAUGAAGCCAUAAAGCAUGGUCCUGUGUGCCCACAAUAUGACAUGUUUACUUCUGAGGUAGUUAAAGGAGAUGAAAAUUGUUUGUUCCUUAAUGUGUACACAAAAUCACUCUCUCCUGAAGACAAAUUACCUGUUAUGGUGUUUAUCCAUGGUGGAGCUUACAUGAGUGGAUCGGGAAAUGCAGCCAUGUAUGGACCAGAUUAUUUAUUACAACAUGAUGUUAUCCUAGUAACAAUAAACUACAGGCUUGAGGUAUUAGGUUUUUUAAAUCUGGACAUUCCAGAAGUUCCAGGUAAUGCAGGCCUCAAAGAUCAGCUUGCAGCACUUAAGUGGGUAAAAACGAAUAUCAGUAAUUUUGGUGGUGAUCCAAAUAAUAUAACCAUUUUCGGUGAAAGUGCCGGUUCAGCAUCAGUAGCAUGCCAUCUGAUAUCCCCGUUAUCAAAAGGCUUGUUCAACAAAGCUAUAAUGCAAAGUGGAACAUGCAUAGAUGAUUGGGCAAUGUGUGGGGACUCAAAAUUAAGAGCAUUCCAAGUUGGCAAAGUUUUAGGAAAGGACACAGAUAAUCCACAUGAAUUAUUGGAGUUUCUACAAAGCGUGCCUGCCGUUGAUCUUGCUGCACUCACAUUCAAAGUGAGAUCUGACGAUGAGAAACACAGAGGCCUACCAAUAGUGUUUACGCCUACUGUUGAAAAGAAAUUUGAUAAUGUCGAAUCAUUUUUUAAUGUACAUCCACUAGAUGCAUUAGCUGCAGGCAAUGUCAAUAAAGUGCCAAUUGUAAUUGGUUAUAAUUCAGCUGAGAGCAUUCUAAUGAUACCAGAUUUCAUAAAGAAAGCAGAGUUUAAUAAUAAAAACCCGAAAUAUCUUGUACCCAAGGAAAUAUCACAUAAACUACCUGAAGAGAAAGUGACAGAGUUUGGAGAACGCAUUAAAAAGUUUUACCUUGGUGACAAAGAUUUCUGUGAAGAACAAAAUAAUGCACAAGUUGAUUUGUUGUCUGACAAAUAUUUCACGUAUGGUGCUAAUAGAUUUGCAUAUUUGUUUGCCGCAUCAGAACAGCCAAUUUACAAGUACAUAUUUAACUAUAAUUCUGAUUUGAAUUUGUUAAAGACGAUACUAGGACUGUCUGAUUUGAAUGGAACUUGUCACGCAGACGAACUGUUUUACUUGUUCUCUAAUAGUUCAACAAAGGUGUUGUACAACGAGCAGAAAAAAGUAAGGGAAUUGGUGUUCACACUGACAAAAUUGUGGACUAACUUCGCUAAAACUAGCAACCCAACUCCAGAUCAGAGCCUCAACGUGAAUUGGAAGCCGUAUACAGCAUUCAACAAAGAUUAUCUAAGAAUUGAAGAGCCUCUGGCGAUUGCACAGGCUGCCAACAACGAGAGGAUUGAAUUCUGGAACAAAUUGUACUGUGAAGCAGGUCUACCCUACAUUGCUACCCGUAAGAGCAAUCUGUAAAAUGUAAUCAAUGGAUUAUAGUCAUAAUUAUGUACGCAAUAGAGUCGUAAGUUGUGUGUCACUAAGGUGGCUAUAGUACAAUCCUGAGUGGUGAGAAGUAAAUAUAUUCUGAAUUUAAAAAUCAAUAUAAAUAAUUUUAAUUAAAAUAUUAUUUAUUGAUAUUAAGAAUUGGGUUUCAAACGUCGUUUAGAUAAUUAAAAAAAAAUAUAAAAUUACGCAUUUGGUCGGAAAUUAACGCAAUUAUCUUAUUCAUAAGAAAGAACCAUAUGCAAUUGGCAGAAUUGUUUAAAAUACAAGUAAAAUGAUUCAAUAAAAUGAAGAAUUAAAUUUCCAUUGUA
Molecule: messenger RNA, 1970 nt
Organism: Achroia grisella
Lineage: Eukaryota; Metazoa; Arthropoda; Insecta; Lepidoptera; Pyralidae
Product: juvenile hormone esterase-like
Exons: 3
Coding region: 4-1632 (542 amino acids)
Molecular function (GO): hydrolase activity
Source: RefSeq, a predicted model, not a curated record